CUCCCUGGAGACUAAGGAAGUGCAUUUGAUUGGGCCAAAACUAUGAAGCCGCGGCACAGAGAAACACAAACCGGGAGAAUUUGGUCUAUAUCAGCUCUAAAUCAAAACAAGAUAGUUCAGUUCUGCAGCCAGAGCUCAGCUGAUGAAGAUGCAAAGAGACAGAAAGAUGUUUGGUGCUGUUGGCCCCAAUCGAAGAGCUGCAGGAAACAAAAAGGAUAAAGUGCUGGUUCCGAGAAGCAGCAGCCCUGUCACUGUGUACGUGGAGCUCCCCUGCAUCAUUGAGCAAGCCUUUUCAACAAUUGCGUGGGACGAUUUGGAAGACUGUGCGUCUAUGGUGAGACCGAAGAGCAAUUCCCUCGACUCUCAGGUAAUUGAAUCUGAAGCAGAUGAUCAAGACUUUGGAGAUUAUGCGCUGGAUUUCAUGGCAGAUUCUCCUUCCACUCUGGAGAGCAGUCUGUCUCCAGCUGAACUGGUACCAUUUCAGGGAUGUGUCAUACCUCCACUCACCCCUCAGAGGUACCUCUCCUCAGAGGAAAGUCUGGUGCACUCCUCCACAGAAGGAGGAAUCCAGGAUGGAGCUCUCUGGAAGGGAUUGGCACAGUGGCAAGAGAGGGCUUGUGGAGAGUCCAUGGAGGUUAACAAUCAGCUCCAGGAGACUCUGCAUAGAAAACAGGAAGAGAUCGACUCACUUCAGGACAGAAAUCUUCACCUCAGACAGCUGGCCAGUCGUGCAAAGCACCUUGCCUCAGUGCUCGAAAAACUGUUGACAGUCAGGGACAACAAUAUAAUUGAGUCAGUGAUGCCUCGUGGGGACAGCACUUCCCUCAGUCCCUGUAAGAGGCAGCGUCUCGACGAGGGAUACGAAACUGAGUCCACUGGCUCAGUUGAGGACAUGCUGAGAGACAUUAGCACACGUUGCAACGCUGUGCUGAACAGCUCUGCCAAAGGAACAGAACCACAUGAGGAAUCAAAGACCAUUCGCAUGUACGGUGCAUUCUCAGGUCUACAGACUUUUUUUUCCAAAGACUGCAGUCUGAAGGAGGACGGAGCAGAGCAUGAAGAGAGCGUCUCAUCUUUCAGGACUUCUAUCAGAGAACACAGCACCAUCAGGACUCAGGUGCUUCCUCAUGGACGAGCCUUCACCUCGACGACACAGCAAGGGGGAUAUCGCUUCCGCUGGGUUCCCAACCUCAGCUGAAACCAGGAGUAACACAUGAAUAACUGGUUCUCUAAUUACAGAUAUAAAAGUGCCAUACGUUUUUUUUUACAGACUGAAAGAAGUGUGGGUGGCCAAUGUGACUGUUAAUGCUUAACUGAUAAUCUAUAGAGAUAUCUGUGAAUGAUUAAAUGAUGUCUUCCUCAGGUAGCAUGUAAGCUAAUCAGUCAAUGGAGGUGCCUAACAAAGGAAAUAACACUGCCUGAGCUUUUGUUUUCUUUGUGUUUCUGUUUACAUGCCUCUAUAUGUAAUGAUCCAGCCAUGAAAAAAAGAAAUGUCAUGCCUGUUUUAACACUUCUUUGUUUUGUCUCAGAGAAGUGAAAAAUUAUUUAAAUUUUGGUAAUAAACGUUUUUUUUUAAAAAG
Messenger RNA from Labrus mixtus (cuckoo wrasse), 1580 nucleotides. RefSeq names its product multiciliate differentiation and DNA synthesis associated cell cycle protein (gene mcidas). Gene Ontology annotation, biological process: negative regulation of DNA replication; negative regulation of cell cycle. The record is from RefSeq and is a predicted model, not a curated record. Lineage: Eukaryota; Metazoa; Chordata; Actinopteri; Labriformes; Labridae. The transcript has 7 exons. The coding region runs from base 143 to 1198 and encodes 351 amino acids. Gene Ontology annotation, cellular component: nucleus.